Messenger RNA from Drosophila kikkawai, 1634 nucleotides. Its product is annotated as mpv17-like protein 2. Gene Ontology annotation, biological process: mitochondrial ribosome assembly; cellular response to reactive oxygen species. Lineage: Eukaryota; Metazoa; Arthropoda; Insecta; Diptera; Drosophilidae. Gene Ontology annotation, cellular component: membrane; cytoplasm; mitochondrion. The record is from RefSeq and is a predicted model, not a curated record.
UUGUCACCGAGCAGCUGUUAGCUUAACGUCAAAUGCUUAGUGUCAAAGAACUUUCGUAACGUAACUGAAACUCACGGAAGAAACACAACACACGAGACAUUAAAUCAAAAUUCCUGCGGUUGCCGCGAUGUUGAGCAUUCGCUGCCUGCGGCAGCUAGACGGGCCCCACCUCCGCCCCGUGCUCAGCCUAGUCCGGAAGCCCAAUGGGAUUGCUCAAAGGAAUUUCACGGCUCUAUGCCGCGCCAGAAGUGGUCACGUAAUAGCUCCGCUCAGGCAGGGACUAAGAUUGGGUCAUGGCAAGGGGGAGACGAAGGGCGGAGCCCUGAGCUUCAUACUCAUGCGCUGGACGAAGAUAGCGUGGAGCAACAUGUUUGGUAAAUACUUGCUGGUGACGAAUGUGGUGGGAUCCGGCCUGCUGAUGGUCGUCGGCGAUGUGAUUGCCCAGGAGUACGAGUACCGGCGGGGCUUGCGGCAGCAGGAUCGCUACGACACUGGUCGAAUGUACCGGAUGUUUGUGGCUGGCGCUCUGCAGGGACCGCUCCAUCAUCACGUUUACAACUGGAUGGACAGGGUAAUGCCAGCCCGCUCGAUGAAGAACAUCGCGAAGAAGAUCCUCAUUGAUCAGCUGGUGAUGUCUCCUGCCUGCAUUUUCAUAUUCUUCUACACCAUCUGCUAUCUGGAAGGCCAAAAUCUGGAGGACACCAACAAGGAGCUGAUUAGCAAGUUCCCCUACGUCUACAUGCUGGACUGGUUAACAUGGCCGGCGGCACAGUAUGUAAACUUUCGCUAUCUGGAUACCAAAUAUAGGGUAACCUUCGUCAACAUCUGCACCGCCGUCUACAAUGUCCUCAUGUCCUACAUGAAGCAUGACUUUGGGCUCCAUCUGCCGCUGGAAAACCAGCUAAUGGAGUCGACGAGCAGCAAGGGCAAGAGCACCUUCUCAGACAAGACAACCACUCCCACCGAAAACCAGGCCACUGAUAAUUUACCCGUGCAAGCACCGAGAACCUAACCACGGGACAUGCGAAAUAUUGUGAUAAAAGAAUGAAAACUUAGUUACCUAUUAAUAUGCACAUAUUUUGGUAUUAAUAAUUGGAAAAGAAGAGGCUCUCAGUAUGAAUAUAAAUUGAUAUAUGGUACCACAGUGAACUUGAUCAUGUCUAUAAAUAUAUUAUAAACUCUUAAGAUAGAACAAUUUAAAGCAUUUUAGUGGAAUUUGUUUUAGGAAAAAUGCCAAUGAUGAAGCUUUUAAUUGUUAACCUUUACAAUUUCAACAAAAGCUCGCAAGGAAUCAAAAAUCUACAAAGUGAGCCACCAGUGAUCCAUUUUUUGUCUUGUUUUCGGAUCUCAAACGAUAGUAACCCAUUUAAGUUACGGGUAACUCUCGUUUUUGGACCCCUGGAUUAUUAAGUAAAAUAAACAAAUGUAAAAACUAAGUUACCCUAAAAUGAACAUAUCAAAUAAUGACCUCGAUGUUGUUUUGUUAUCGCGUUUAAGUGUUAGCUUAAUUGAUAAAGUAGUAAAUAAGCUUUCUAGUCUUUAAUAUUUAAGUAAACUCUGUUGUCUGCACUAUUUAAUACCUUUAUAAGACGAAAAGUGGUUUAAAUAAAUGAAAAUACACAAGGAAAAUUUUA